Messenger RNA from Paramecium pentaurelia, 752 nucleotides. NCBI's taxonomy places the organism in Eukaryota, Ciliophora, Oligohymenophorea, Peniculida, Parameciidae. The record is from the annotation of a GenBank genome assembly.
AUGAAGGGUUUCCAUAUGUUGAAAUACACUUUACCUGGAGAGUAACCAAUUAGUUUGGUAUUAUCAGAAAAAGAUAGAGGGAAAUUAUUUCUUGGAAAUUUAGAUUGUUUGCAUAAUUAAUAAAUUUUGGAAUCCAAUAACGUAAAUUGUGUAUUAUCAAUUUGUACAGAAGAAAGUAAUAUAUAUUAAAAUUUAGAAAUCAUGGUUGGUCCAAAAUAUAAAUAAAUUUAUUUAGAUAUUCAUGACAAUAUGAAUUCUUAAAUCAGUAAUGUUUUCGAAAGAUCUUUCCUCUUCAUCGAAAAAGCAUUGAAAUCUCAAUAAAAUGUUCUUGUUCAUUGUGCAGCUGGCAUCUCAAGAUCAGCUACUCUAGUUUUAGCCUAUUUAAUGAAAAGUUAUCAAUAUACUGUAGAACAAGCUCUAAGAUAUCUAAAAUAAAAAAGACCAUAUGUAAGACCAAAUCCAGGAUUUCUACUUUAAUUACUUGAUUAUGAAAUGUAAUAAAAUAUUAUGAAUUUAGAAUGUUACAUGGAUGUAUAACAAGCAAUUUAGGACCAGAACUUACACCUUUUGAUAUUUAGAGGGAUCCUUAAUAUAAACCUUAGCCUAAAGUAGAUUUAAGGAAAAGUCUUCCACUUAAAUAAGUUCCUGGUCCAUCUCCAAUAGCAAGAGCAGAUCGUAAGACACAUACAGAAAUAUUGACAAGAGUUUCACAAUCUAUAUCUACAUUUUAGCCGAAAGCCUUUAAGUCAUGA